GGGGAUGCGACAAGGGCAACAUGCGACUUUCUUAACCCAGCACAGUACCUGGACCACACCACUGACUUAACUAUCAACGCACCAAAUAGUAACAUACAGUACUGUUCACUCUAAUGUAUACUGUCUAAUCAAGUUUUCUUCUGCGCCAUCUGUUGAAGUCAGCUCCUCCUCACCAUGCCUUCGCGGUCGCCUUCAAGAGGCCGGUCGCGCACGCGCUCUCACACUCCCACCUCAGUCCAACGAGCACUAUCACCAAAGCACGACCAGUCCCGGUCGCCUCGACGAUCUCCAUCACCACGAUCUCGCUCACGGUCAUACUCAAAGUCACCACCUCGUCGAGACGGACCUAAUGGCCACGGCCGAGGGAGAAGUUACAGCCGCCACAUAUCCCGGAGCAGAAGUCCAAGUCGCGGUGACAGAAGAUCGUACCGGGAUCGCAGUCACACCCGCAGUCCCAGCAGAGAUGGUCGACGAGUCCAGAGUUCCAAGAUUGUCGUGGAGAAACUCACAAAGAAUGUGACUGAAGCCCACCUCCGCGAGAUCUUUGGGUCGUACGGUCGCAUCGAAUCGAUUGACCUUCCACUCAACAAACAAUUCAUGACAAAUCGCGGGACAGCAUACAUCCUCUACGACCGCCCCUCGGGUUCAGAAGCGGCUAUUGCCCACAUGCACGAGGCGCAGCUAGAUGGGAUGGUCAUUUCAGUCAGCAUUGUUCUACCUCGACGCGCCUUUUCACGUUCACCUCCUCCUGUCAGGUCUUCCAGACAGGGUCCACCAGCGAGCCGUUACGGCCCGCCUUCAAGGGGUGGUGGUGGUGGUCCGCCAGGCAGAUAUAGAAGUCCACCUCCCAGAAGAGGCGGGUUCGGAGCGGGAAGAAGAGGCGGAGAUGACAAUACAUAUGUCCCGCGUGCAGGAUAUUCCAGGUCACCUUCACCACCUAGGCGGAGGCGGCGGUCGGGUUCCUACUCCAGAUCACCAUCGAGGUCUCCACCAAGGCGACGAGGUCCACCUGUACGAAGCCCACCACGAAGGAGAAGACGAAGCCCCAGCUACAGUUCCCGGAGUAGCUAUAGCCGAAGCAGAAGCAAGUCUAGAAGCCGCUCUCGGAGCAGACCUCGAUAUGGUGGUAGGAGAUGACACGAGAACAAUAGCGAUUCACUCAGCAGAGUUCUCGUUCAUCAAUGUGGACGAUGGCGCAAGAGCGCUUCAGAGAGUCAAGAGCUUCGGGUGACACCAUCAGGAAGGUCACCCGUGGCAUGAUAGGGGCCUACCAGGUAUGCUGUCUGGAAUCAUGGAAAAUCGAAAGGGUCAGCAGGACCAACUCUAUUCUGGGGAGGCUUAAUCACAGGCAUCAGGUGCACCAUGUGAGUGCAUACAAAGGGCAUGCCCUUUACGCCAAUGAACUGCCGUGAAGCCAUGGUAAACAAGUCAAUCCCUUUGGCCCCCACCGAAUGCGGAUCAGAUAGAAGCUAGACAUGUUUGUCCAUCAACCCCAUUUGAAUUCAGCACCAUCUCUUCUAGAGGCGAAAUCUGAGAACUACAAGUCGC
This is a messenger RNA of Exophiala viscosa, 1548 nucleotides long. RefSeq lists its product as uncharacterized. Gene Ontology annotation, molecular function: RNA binding. The transcript is spliced from 2 exons. Lineage: Eukaryota; Fungi; Ascomycota; Eurotiomycetes; Chaetothyriales; Herpotrichiellaceae. Bases 175 to 1137 code for a protein of 320 amino acids. Gene Ontology annotation, cellular component: nucleoplasm; cytoplasm; ASAP complex. The record is from RefSeq and is a predicted model, not a curated record. Gene Ontology annotation, biological process: mRNA splicing, via spliceosome.